AUGUUUCGCCCCGGUUUCGCAACUCUACGUCGCAGUUUACCUAGUAAAGUUCUAUUGAACUCUUCAAGACACUUCUUCACCGUUAACAAUGGUGCCAAAAUAUCUUCCCGAACUCAUGUGAAAACCGCUGCUAAAGCAUUGACAGCUGGCGCUUUAUUGGGCUUUUUGAUCUCUGGGUCUCUUAUCGGAUUAGAGAAGAAAAAUGGCUCUGAACCAGCACAAGCUGCUGUGGAAAGCUCAGAUUCUGCACCAAAAACCAAAGAGGCUAGGGAAAACUCAACGGAUAAUGGCGAAAAAACCGAACCCCAAUCGGCAUACGACCCAGAAACUGGAAUCAUUAACUGGGACUGUCCUUGUUUGGGUGGAAUGGCCCAGGGGCCUUGUGGUGAAGAGUUCAAAGCCGCUUUUUCGUGCUUCGUUUACUCAGAAGAGGAUCCAAAGGGCGUCGAUUGCAUAGAGAAAUUCAAGGGCAUGCAGGAAUGUUUUAGAAAAUAUCCUGAAUACUACGCCGAGCAGAUCAAGGACGAAGAAGAAGCCGCUCAUGCUGCUCAAAAGCUUGAGUCUGAAAACGACCAAAACCAGAUGCUCCAUGACGCUCACAACGUACAUCCAGAAGAGUCGGCUCCUGUUUUGCAACAAAAAUCUGAGUUCGAGCCUGCUUUGAAUCUUGAGGAACCUCAGCCAGAAAAAGCUGAACCUAAGGCUUAA
Messenger RNA from Lachancea lanzarotensis, 708 nucleotides. RefSeq names its product LALA0S03e07580g1_1 (gene MIA40). NCBI's taxonomy places the organism in Eukaryota, Fungi, Ascomycota, Saccharomycetes, Saccharomycetales, Saccharomycetaceae. Gene Ontology annotation, molecular function: protein-disulfide reductase activity. Bases 1 to 708 code for a protein of 235 amino acids. Gene Ontology annotation, cellular component: mitochondrial intermembrane space. Gene Ontology annotation, biological process: protein import into mitochondrial intermembrane space. The record is from RefSeq and is a predicted model, not a curated record. The transcript has a single exon.